AUGCUUUUAAGCGCCGUCGUAGUAGCAGAUCAGGGUGCCGGAAGCACAUCUGUUGUUGCUGAUUCAUACGGAGCGGGUCUACUUAGACGUGGACCACCUGGAACCGAUGGCGGUGACAGUGGUGCUGCUGAUUCUGGCGUUGGUAAUGGCGGCAACAAUGAUAUUGGUGGAGGAGGUGGUGAUAGCGGCAGUAGCUAUGGCGCAGACACUGGUAAUAAUGCUGCUGGUGCUGGCGAUUCGCCUUCGUCGUCUAAUACUCACGACUCAGGCUCAUCGUCUCCAAUCCCGGGAAAUGAUAAUAACGACUCUACUGGCAAGGAGUCAUCGCCUCCCGACAGUGGUGAUGACUCUUCAUCAUCGAGCGGCAACAAGAACAACGAUGACGACAGUAGUAGCACCGACUCAUCAGCUAGUAAAGACAAUGGAAGUAAUACAGACAACUCAGCUUCUCAUAGUUACCAUUCUGCCGGCAAAGACAGCGGUAGUGAUUCGUUAUCUGGAAGUGACAACAAUGGCAACAGCGGAACAAAUUUGAACGACAACGCCGGUUCAAACAAAGAUAAUGGAUCAUCAUCACCAGCCUCAGAGAACGACCAUUCGAGCGACAGCGACAGCGGCAACAGCAACAGCAACAGCGACAAUGCUGUUGUAUCUGGCAAAGACAACGGUAAUUCAUCAUCGUCUGCCGGAAGCGACUCCAAAGAUCACUCUGACUCGACCAAUGAAUCUGGCUCUUCUUCAGAUAGUGGUGGCGAAUCGUCAUCAUCGGGGGGUGGAGGGCCUGGAUCUUCUGAUAAGGGCAAUGAUCACGGGUCGUCCGACAGUGGUAUUAACUCUGGCUCAUCGCCCGACGACAACACCAAUGCCAGUGGUGACGAUCCAUCUAGCUCAUGGGGCGGUAAAGGUAAUGGUUCUUCCGAUGGCGAGCAAGGCGACAGUUCAUCGGAUAACAAAGGACCUGGUUCUUCCGAUGGCGAAAAAGGUGACAGUUCGUCAGACGGUAAAGGACCUGGCUCUUUCGGAGACGGAAGCGGUAACGACAAUUCGUCCAGCGGCAGCGGCGGAAAUGAUAGCAACGGCCAUGGUGAACCUGGCAGCGACAACGGUGACGCUAAUGGUCCCGGUAAUGGAAAGCCUGGUGACAAUGAUAACGGUGAAGGAGACAGCUCUGGUAAUGAUAAAGGUCCUGGUAGCGAUAACGAUAACAAUCAUGGACAUGAUGGCGGGCCUUCUGAUGGUAGCGAUUCGAGCACAGAUACACCUCAUGGUUCUGAUGGUCCUGUCAAACCAACUGACGGUGCAGACAACGACAAAGAUCAUAGUCACGGCGAUCCCACUCCUACUGAUGGCAGCGAUUCGAGCACGGAUACACCUCAUGGUUCUGAUGGUCCUGUCAAACCAACUGACGGUGCAGACAACGACAAAGAUCAUGGUCACGGCUAUCCCACUCCUACUGAUGGCAGCGAUACGAGCACAGAUACACCUCAUGGUUCUGAUGGUUCUAUCAAACCAACUGACGGUGCAGACAACGGCAAUGAUCAUGGUCACGGCAAUCCUACUCCUAGUGAUGGUGCUGGCGAUAAUGGUGAUGGCUACAAUUCUGGCGAGUACACCUACAGCAGAACAUUCUCUUGGGGCUAUUCAAAGACCAUUUCAGAAGAGCCCACUGAUACGCCAACAAGCACACCAGAGGAUCCUCAUGAACAUCAUCCUACAACGACUGACCCUUGGUGGUGGGACACAACUAGAAGCGGUGCCAGUUAUUCCAGUUAUUGGACAACAGUUACUGAUGCGCCCGGGACCACCACUGAGGAGCCGACAGCCGAGCCGACUACUACUGAAGAGCCGACUACUACUGAGGAACCGACCACUACCGAGGAACCGACCACUACUGAGGAACUAACCACUACUGAAGAGCCAACCACUACUGAGGAACCGACCACUACUGAGGAAUCAACCACUACUGAGGAACCAACCACUACUGAGGAACCAACCACUACUGAAGAGCCAACUACUUCAGAGGAGCCAACUACUACUGAGGAGCCAACUACUACUGAGGAAGUGACUACCAAGGAAUUACUAUCCACAGAAGAAGCUGCAACAACAACAACAACGACCGAGGAGCCUGAAACCACAUCAAAUGCACCAGCAACGACAGCUCAGAAACAGGCAGCGGCAACGACAUCGAAAAGCGAAGAACCUGAAGCCACGAUUACUGCUCAGGAGCCACAAGAAGAGCAGACGACAACGCCCAACUUGUUGCAGCAAACAAUCAGUACUACACCACCCGAGUCUGAGCAAGUAACAACGACCGCGCCUCCUGAAACGACUACAACGACCGAGAAUAUAUGGGCCCAAGAAGUCACCACGACGACCACGACAGUUGAACACGAGGCAGAUGAACGACCGACAUCCUCUGAAGAAGUAGCAGCUACGUUGACCAACAGCCGCACCUUCACUGUGACAUCGUCUACUGCCACACCAUCACUUGUCCUUGGCCAGAGCGAAUGUGGUUCUGAUCCAUUAGCUGUCGACGGCCAUUGUCCUGACGACCGAUUCUGUAACGCCGCUACCCACCAGUGCGUCGAGUUGCUUAGCUUGGGUGACUUCUGUUAUGAAGACUUUCAGUGUUUCUCUUCCUACUGCAGCGGCAACCAAUGUGUAGAGGCCCCUUCGAGCAAUAAUGGUGAAGCAUUAUCCGGCGGUCAAAUAGCCGGUGCCGUAAUUGGAUCCAUCGCCGGUGCACUGAUCCUCAUUAUAUCGCUCAUUUGCUUCCGUCGCCGAAAACAGGCUGCAUCCAAUCGCGAAGAACGUAUGCGUCAACAACAGCAAUUCCGCGACUUGGUGGAUUCUGAAGCUCAAGAAGCAGCAGCAGCUACUGAAAGUCCUCGUGGUUCGCGAUUUGCUCGUAUGUCCAAGUACAACUUUUUGGCACAGGUGCUCACGCCUUCUGGAACCAACUCUGUCGUACAGCCUGAAAUGCAGCAACAUAAUAACCAGGCACCGUCGCCAUCAGGUUCAGCCGGGGCUGCUGGUAACGAAGUUUAUAACAGCUAUGGUAUGCUCGUUGGCGGAAUGGGCAGUUCAGCAGCUGCAGCGCGUGAUCCAUCCAUCACUUCGAAUGGAAGCCGUGAAGCGAUGGAUGACAACCGCUAUUAUGGAGCCAUGGCAGCGCCAGGACAGCACGGCGGUGGUGGCACAUCCUCUCCAAUGCCACAUCAUCAUGAUCAUGGCGCUCUGGCGAGGGAAUCUGGCCAAGUACUUCCACCAGGCGAUCAUCAGCCAAGAGAAAUGGCGCACAUGUCAUACCAACCCCAACUGAACCCUGGCCCCGUUGGCUCAACGCCAAUCGAUGAAGAAGCGAACCCGUUCCGUGACACGGUCGAUCCGUCGUCUUUCCAAGCCGCACAGAGUGCCGCCGCUGCACAUUACCAGCAGCAACCUACUGAUAAACGCUACGAAUUCUUCUAGAAAUUACUAUUUCACUAGCUCACAGCCACUGCCAUCAUCACUAUUGAUC
This is a messenger RNA of Zychaea mexicana, 3520 nucleotides long. RefSeq lists its product as uncharacterized. Lineage: Eukaryota; Fungi; Mucoromycota; Mucoromycetes; Mucorales; Lichtheimiaceae. Bases 1 to 3471 code for a protein of 1156 amino acids. The record is from RefSeq and is a predicted model, not a curated record. The transcript is spliced from 4 exons.